AUGGCUGCUGGAGCUGCUGCUGCUGCUCUGGGCGAAGUUGGAGGCGUCCUGCACGGCAUCGACGGUGUGGCGCACGUCGGGUCCCAUUUCUUUCUGACCCCACUCGGAGAGAGUCCCACGCUGCUGGGGGAGCACCUCAUACCUGGGGACAGGCUCUCCAGGAGCACCACGGCGGAUUUAACGCACCUCAAAGGGAUCCUGAGGAGGAGACAGUUGUACUGCAGAACUGGGUUUCACCUGGAAAUACUUCCAGAUGGCACCGUGCAGGGGACGAGGAAGGACCACAGCCGAUUUGGUAUUUUGGAAUUCAUAAGUCUUGCUGUGGGUCUGAUCAGCAUCAGAGGGGUGGACAGUGGACUCUAUCUGGGCAUGAAUGACAAAGGAGAGCUGUAUGGUUCUGAGAAGCUCACGGCCGAAUGUGUCUUCAGGGAGCAGUUUGAGGAGAACUGGUACAACACAUACUCGUCCAACCUCUACAAACACGGGGACAAAGGGACGCGUUACUUUGUGGCAUUGAAUAAAGACGGGACGCCAAGGGACGGGACUAAAUCCAGGCGGCACCAGAAGUUCACACACUUUCUGCCCCGGCCUGUGGACCCCGACCGGGUGCCAGAACUGUACAGGGAUAUUCUGGGACACAGCUGA
This is a messenger RNA of Stegastes partitus (bicolor damselfish), 645 nucleotides long. RefSeq names its product fibroblast growth factor 20-like. Lineage: Eukaryota; Metazoa; Chordata; Actinopteri; Pomacentridae. The coding region runs from base 1 to 645 and encodes 214 amino acids. Gene Ontology annotation, molecular function: growth factor activity. The transcript has 3 exons. The record is from RefSeq and is a predicted model, not a curated record.